Molecule: messenger RNA, 2408 nt
Organism: Prosopis cineraria
Lineage: Eukaryota; Viridiplantae; Streptophyta; Magnoliopsida; Fabales; Fabaceae
Exons: 4
Coding region: 16-2025 (669 amino acids)
Source: RefSeq, a predicted model, not a curated record
CCCAACAUCAAAACUAUGACCCUCCCACAAGCUCCACUAGCCCGGACUCGUGGCACUUGUGGAGUAGAAAGAACCAUUUUAUCUUGUGGUUCUCGAAUGGGGAAAUCGUCCGCUUUGCGCAAGAGGAAACGUUCAAAGAAAUCCUCGAAGGUUCGGGCAAGCAGAAAAAGUAAGAGCAGGAGACGUGCAUCCAAGAAACUUCAGCGGCGUGAGGCAUCUCUUUCCAUCUCUGACUAUAGUGAUUCAGUGAGUUCAGACUCGUCAUUGUCUUCUAGUUCUGAGGAUAGCUAUAAAAGCAGAAGGGCUUGGUCUUCCAAAAGGAAAGAUGAGAAAGGUCGAAGGAAGAUGGCCAAGAGACGAUCAUAUAGACACGAAAGCAGUGAUGACUCUCGUCAUGAUAAGAAGAGAAAAAGGGAAAAGAGAAAGAAUGUGCAAGAGGCAAGAGAGAAACCGCAUAAGAAGAAAAAGCUUAGGAAAGAAGAAAGUGUUAGUUCUAUGAGCAAUGGGUCAUUGAGCUGCUCAACUUGUCAUGGUGAGAAUGCUAGCUGUGAUGAUAAUGAACCUGAAAGGCAUAGGGGAAGAGUAGAAAGAAAAGGAAGGGAAAAAAGACCGGAUAGAGGCAAAAGUGGAAGUGAAAGAAGUAAUAGGUAUAGAGCCAGAAGUUGCUCAUCCUGCAGUUUCUCUAGUGAAAGUAGUGAUAAAUGGACCGAGGAGAAAUGUGUGGACAAGAACAACUCGAGGCGGCUCAAAUCAGUUAUUACUGUUACAGAGGAGGCAAAAGAAGCGGGAGAAUUGUGUCACAAUGAGACUAAAGAGGAGAUUGUUGAUGAUCAUGAUUACCCUUGUAGAAGCAAUGACAGUAAUGAUGGGGGCAGUAAGAGAGAAACAGACCAUCAUUCACUUUCUGCUUCAAAAGAAAAACUGGGAAUUGAGGAUAAAGAAGUUGACAGGACUGCUGAUUCUAAUUUAACAGAACCCAGAAGAGAUCAGAGCUAUAACAACAGCAGCCAAUUUGACAGAAGUGAACUUGAUGUUAAUGGUGCUGGAGCCAGUGAUUCUGUGGAGAAGAAAACAAGUGAGACUUCUGGGGCAAGUCUGAAUGGUGAUAACUUGGAGGCAAUUCUAAGACAAAGGGCAUUGGAAAACUUGAGAAAGUUCCGAGGUGAGAUCCAGUCAAGUGCAAAAGCUUCCAGUCAGAAUAUUAGAACAGAUAACGAUGUGAUUCAACCUCCUUUUCAAAACCGUGAACAGGCUCAACUGGCUCAAGACAAGUCUAUUGUCAAUAAUGCAGGUAAGGGGGGAAAUUUUGACAUGAUAAACCAUGAAGAAGGUGUUGAUUUGGCUACAGGGAGUAGAAAGUCAGUUGCUUCUUCAAGCAAAAAUGAAAAGGAUCUAAACAGUGUGAAAGGUACAUCUGUAUCACUCGGACAUCAUUCUUCCUGUUCUUCAGUAAAGGUAAUUGAUGCAGAAAACCAUAGUGAAACAGUCACAGCUUCUGCUAGUUACAUGUCUAACAAUUCAGAACAUAAAAAGUUGGUGGUCACACAGAAUACUAUAGAUAGGUGUACUUCUGAUCUAGUUCACUGUAGCAAAGAUGAUGUCAAUAACAUGAGGGUGUUGUGUUCUGCAACGUCGAAACCUUUGAAAGAGCAGGAUGAAGUUAAGGAUCACUUUCAAUUUGAAUUGAAGCAGACAUCAGCCUUGGACAAACUUCAUACUAAUUGCCCAUUGACUGGGGUUAAUGUAGACGAGAAUGCAGCUAAGACUCAUGAUGCGAUUCAGAGAGUUACUAGUAGUGGAAGAGACGUUGAUAAGCCGUGUGUUUCUGCUAUUGUUAAACCUUCCCCUGAAAGUUCACCUGUCGAAAAUAGCUCAAACAAUUUGCAAGGUGAAGCCAGUCAGGGAUCCCAAUUUGAACAGAAAACAAUGAAUGUGAUGCGGGGUGGUGAAAUGGUACAGGUAAGCUACAAGGUCUAUAUACCAAGGAAAACUCCAGCUUUGGCUAGAAGGCAACUGAAGCGAUGAUCUUUAUCUUUGCUUCUGGUGAGAAAAGAUUAUGCGGAGUCAUUAUCUCCCGCAUGGAAAGAGUAAAUGAAUAACCAGGAAAGUAAAAUAUUUAUGGUAAAAUGUCACUUCGGCUAUAGGUAGUCCUUGAAACUGUAAUACUUUAUACAGGAAAUUUUAUUUUAGAUGACAGACUAGGUGAAGUAGAAUAAGUUAACUAUAUAACAUGUAAGCAUGUAGAAGAUGGAUUUUGUCGGGCAUGUUUAUAUGUCUAUUUAUGAUUAGUUUUAUUUAUUUAUCACGGUUAAAAUGAUGCAGAGGAAAACUCUUGGUCUUUGGGUUACUUGCAAGUGACUCCUGAAUUUAUAAAAUUGAUGGAUUGUUGAGCUUUUACACGCCAAGAA